AUGGAUCGUACAAUUUGGCAGUUUGCUCUAUCCUCUUUGUGCAUUCUUUCAGGAAUAUCUGCAUCAUUAGGUGGUGGACAAUGGUGUGUGGCUAACAAAGGAGCUUCAAACUCUGAUCUACAAGUAGCUCUUAAUUAUGCUUGUUGUCAAGGAGGUGCAGAUUGCUCACAAAUUCAACCUGGAGCAAUCUGUUAUGAACCAAACACUCUCCUUGAUCAUGCUUCUUAUGCCUUCAAUGACUACUAUCAAAAGCAUCCGACACCUUCCAGUUGUGUAUUUGGAGGAACCGCGACGCUUACAAGCAAUGAUCCAAGUCAUGGAAACUGCCAUUAUGCAUCAUCCGGUUCAAGCUCAUCUCCAGGAUCGGACUCAGCCACAUCUGCUGUUCUUUCUUUGUCAUUGUUAUUCACAUGUGGUCUCUUGGUUUCACUUCACUUCAAGUAGCAAAUUAUAUAUAGACAAGAAAUUAACAAAU
Molecule: messenger RNA, 475 nt
Organism: Trifolium pratense (red clover)
Lineage: Eukaryota; Viridiplantae; Streptophyta; Magnoliopsida; Fabales; Fabaceae
Product: major pollen allergen Ole e 10-like
Exons: 4
Coding region: 1-444 (147 amino acids)
Source: RefSeq, a predicted model, not a curated record